This is a messenger RNA of Plutella xylostella (diamondback moth), 1932 nucleotides long. Its product is annotated as ATP synthase subunit beta, mitochondrial. Gene Ontology annotation, biological process: proton transmembrane transport; proton motive force-driven mitochondrial ATP synthesis. The record is from RefSeq and is a predicted model, not a curated record. Gene Ontology annotation, molecular function: ATP binding; ATP hydrolysis activity; proton-transporting ATP synthase activity, rotational mechanism. Lineage: Eukaryota; Metazoa; Arthropoda; Insecta; Lepidoptera; Plutellidae. Gene Ontology annotation, cellular component: proton-transporting ATP synthase complex.
UUAUUUCCCUGCCCCUCUUGUUACGUAAAGUCGAAAAUUCGUAACCCAUUCCAAAAAAUACUUUACUUUUAUUCGAUAUUUAAAACAGUGAAAAUGUUCUCUACUGUCUGUAGAGCUGGCCGUUUGGCCACGAAGACGGUAGUGGACAAGGCCGUCGCCGAGACCGCCCCGCUGUGCGCCGGAGCCCUGGUGAACAAACGUGACUAUGCUGCCAAAGCCGCCGCAACCAAGGCCGAAGGUAAGGUGGUGGCCGUGAUCGGAGCCGUGGUGGACGUGCAGUUCGAGGAGCAGCUGCCGUCCAUCCUCAACGCGCUGGAAGUGCAGAACCGGCAGCCGCGGCUGGUGCUGGAGGUGGCGCAGCACCUGGGAGAGAACACGGUGCGCACCAUCGCCAUGGACGGGACCGAGGGGCUGGUGCGCGGCCAGCCCGUGGUGGACUGCGGCUCGCCCAUCCGCAUCCCCGUGGGCGCGGAGACUCUGGGCCGCAUCAUGAACGUGAUCGGCGAGCCCAUCGACGAGCGCGGCCCCAUCCCCACCGACAAGAGGGCCGCCAUCCACGCGGAGGCGCCCGAGUUCGUGGACAUGUCCGUGGAGCAGGAGAUCCUCGUGACCGGCAUCAAGGUGGUGGACCUGCUGGCGCCCUACGUCAAGGGAGGCAAGAUCGGCCUGUUCGGCGGCGCCGGCGUGGGCAAGACCGUGCUCAUCAUGGAGCUCAUCAACAACGUGGCCAAGGCGCACGGAGGGUACUCGGUGUUCGCGGGAGUGGGCGAGCGCACGCGCGAGGGCAACGACCUGUACCACGAGAUGAUCGAGUCCGGAGUCAUCUCGCUCACGGACAAGACGUCCAAGGUGGCGCUGGUGUACGGCCAGAUGAACGAGCCGCCCGGCGCGCGCGCCCGAGUGGCGCUCACCGGCCUCACGGUGGCCGAGUACUUCCGCGACCAGGAGGGGCAGAACGUGCUGCUCUUCAUCGACAACAUCUUCCGCUUCACGCAGGCCGGGUCCGAGGUGUCUGCGCUGCUGGGGCGCAUCCCCUCGGCCGUGGGGUACCAGCCCACGCUGGCCACCGACAUGGGUACCAUGCAGGAGAGGAUCACCACCACCAAGAAGGGCUCCAUCACCUCCGUGCAGGCCAUCUACGUGCCUGCCGACGACUUGACUGACCCCGCCCCGGCCACCACCUUCGCUCACUUGGACGCCACCACUGUGCUGUCCCGAGCCAUCGCCGAGCUCGGCAUCUACCCGGCCGUGGACCCGCUGGACUCCACCUCGCGUAUCAUGGACCCCAACAUCAUCGGGCCCGAGCACUACAACAUCGCUCGUGACGUGCAGAAGAUCCUCCAGGACUACAAGUCUCUGCAGGACAUCAUCGCCAUCCUGGGUAUGGACGAGUUGUCUGAGGACGACAAGCUGACCGUCGCGCGCGCGCGCAAGAUCCAGCGUUUCCUGUCACAGCCUUUCCAGGUGGCGGAGGUGUUCACCGGGCACGCGGGCAAGCUGGUGCCGCUCGAGGAGACCAUCAAGGGCUUCACCAAGAUCCUGCAGGGCGAGUACGACCACCUGCCCGAGGUGGCCUUCUACAUGGUGGGGCCCAUCGAGGAGGUCGUCGCCAAGGCCGACACCCUCGCCAAGUCGUAAACGAAUCAACACCAUCGGUAGCCGCUAGAACCAUUCUCAAGUCAAUAACAGCACUCUUUUCAUUGGCUCCCGAUCUAUCCAAUCCGGUAGCCGCAUCUAGAGUCAAAAUGUCAAGUCAUCCAUUCGCACUCUUUUGAUUGGCUCGUGAUAGCGAAUGCCGAUAGUUAACGUGUAAUUUAGAGUAGUUUGAAGUGAUAAACGCAAUGUUAACGUUUGUUUUGUUGAGCAAAAUGAACUGUAUUUGUGGAGGGUGCGAUACUAUGUAAAUUAAAUUAAAGCUGUUUAUAAAAAUCA